This is a messenger RNA of Gryllus bimaculatus (two-spotted cricket), 4122 nucleotides long. The record is from the annotation of a GenBank genome assembly. Lineage: Eukaryota; Metazoa; Arthropoda; Insecta; Orthoptera; Gryllidae.
AUUAUGGAGCUCGCCAACACUUCGAUUUCGAGUUGAUGCAUGCGCAGUCGAGUAGUCGAAUUCGAUUUCGAGUUGGCGCACCCGUUAUUCAUAUCGAUACUGCUGUCGAUUGCUUUAACGCUUCGAGGUGCAAACCUCCCUAAAGAAUGGACAGGUGACAUACGUGUGGCGUUGAAGGUGUCUUGAAAUUGAUUGACUGGCGGCGUAAACAAUAAUUUUUUUCAUAGUAAGAAAUUACUGUGACCUUUAGAUGCAAUUGUGAAUCGUUAUGGAGUCGGACGGAAAAAGCAAUGGAGAUGCAAAAGCCGGAUCUCCUCCUGAAAAUGUGGAUGAUCCAUCACAACCGGCUACCAACGGUGCUGGAGACGAUGAUGAUGAGAAAUCUGGAGAGAUUCUUAUAAUAGAUCCAGAUACUGAGGAACUGGAUUUAAAUCAUCAUCGGAUUCGACGUCUUGAAAACCUGGAACCUUUGACCAAAAUUGAAAGGUUAUGGUUGCGCUGGAACUUAAUAAAGAAGAUAGAGAAUGUAGAAACUUUGGUAACUCUUAGAGAGUUAGAACUGUAUGACAAUCAGAUCACUAUAUUGGAAAACUUGGAUACCUUAGUUAAUCUUGAGGUUUUGGAUGUUUCUUUCAACCGGAUUCGGGAAAUCAAAGGACUGGAGAAUUUACUGAACUUAGAAAAGCUGUUCCUGUGCGCCAAUAAGAUAUCUCGCAUUGAGAAUGUGAACCACUUGCAAAAACUUACACUGCUUGAGUUAGGAGAUAACAAAAUCAGGAAAAUUGAGAAUUUGGAAGGACUUGAUAACUUGACCAAUUUAUUUCUGGGCAAAAACAAAAUAACAAAAAUUGAAAAUUUAGGGUCUUUGAAGAAACUGGAAAUUCUCAGUUUGCAGAGCAAUAGGCUUACAAAAAUAGAAGGAUUGGAGGAACUCACCAAAUUAGAACAACUUUAUCUUUCUGAAAAUGGAUUCUCUGUAAUUGAGGGACUAGAAAAUAACUUGGAACUGACUACUAUUGAUCUGGCUGUAAAUCAGAUUCCAACCAUUUCUGGUGUAAAGCAUCUUCCUCACCUACAGGAACUUUGGCUUAACACCAAUCGUAUUGAAAAUUGGAAUACUGUAGAAAUACUCACGUCCAACAAAAGUUUGGUGACCGUUUACCUAGAGCACAAUCCUAUAGCCAAAGAUCCUGCCUAUCGGCGGAAGCUUCGUCUUCUCUUACCUUGGUUACGUCAGAUUGACGCCACUUUAUGUCGGUGAGCAUUUGGGUAGAUCGUAUGGAGUCCUCAGAUAUUGUGACUAUCACCAUUUCUCCUAGAUUUGUAAGUGACAACAUCUAGCAGAUAUUUUAGUUAUCUGCAUUCUUCCAUUGUAUCUCCAAGAAACAGACUGUAAUUUGAAAUGUGGCCAUUAAUCCUGAAUUGUUGAAUUGCUAAGAGAAGUAGUUCAUACCAGAACUUGCAUUUUGUUAUGUAUACUUCAAUUACCAUUUUUCAUCAAAAACAAACUGUUUUUGUGAAUUUGUUUUUGUAAAAACAUCUGUUACUAAAUGUCGAAUAAAUAUAAUGUAUGUUUUACUUAGUUUUUUUUUGUUUUUGUGAUCCCUCUUUGAUGAAUUGUCAUUUGAGUUCUGGAAGUGAAUUGCUUUCAGUGAUUAUUGAUCCAAAUGUGAUGUGUAACAUAAUGCAUUUGACUUAAAAAUUGAAACUUACAUUUCCAAUGUUUCUUUGUCAAACCGUUUUUUAGUAUUCAUUUUCAGGAAAAGUGCAACCUAAGUAGAGUUCUAAAUAGUUAAAUAUAAAUGGUCUUGUACUGUUAAACAUUGUGUAAAACUUUUAUUAACCCUAGCACACUAGAGUUACAUUUGGUACUUCUCAUAGCUACUUUUGUGUACAUUUAGGUUCUUAAGCUGCGGUAGGGCUGGACUACCCAUUGGACAAACUAAAUGUGUGAGAAGUACCUACUCCUAGAAGCCAGUUUGCCUUGCUUAAGUCAGUUCCAUAAAAAACUACAGAAUUAAAUAUAUUACAUAAUACAUAUAAUAUACAUAUACAUAUAUAAUAUACAUAUAUAUAUUAUAUAUACUAGUAUAUAUAAUAUAUAAAUAUAAUAUAUAUAUAAUAUAUAAAUAUAUAUAUAUAUAUAUUAGGAACCUAAGAUAUUAAUAAUGUUUUGGACAUACAGUGAAACCUGCUCAAGUAGCCACCUUAAUUAAUCAGUGACCUCCAUUAACAACCAGUUUGUCUUAAAACUGAAUGAUUUUUCUCGAAGACACUUGUAAAUAUUCCCUUUUUUCAGUGGCCAACAGGGAAGCACAUUUAGAUGAUUCAGCAGUCACUUUAAGUAAUUUUGAGCUGUGGAAUAAUAAUAAGUGGUUGAGAUUAUUGUUGAUUUAAUUUCUUCCUGCAGUGAGAUGCAGUGAGAUUAUUUUGAAGUGACACAUAGAGUGAAACUUUUCUUCCAUGAGAAUUAAUUUUUGUUUCAUGUAGCAUAUUUUAAUAAAAAUCUCUAAGUGACACAACAAUGUGCAUUCCAAUAGUUUGCUACCUUGUACUUCUCUUCUGUGGAAAUUUGUUAAGGACUCUCAAAGCAAGCCACGUGCAUGAAUCCGAUCUGAAGGUCAUUCGCUAACUCCAUCAGAUUGAUAUGUUGUAAUGUUUCUAAAGAAUGUAAAUUGCACCUUCAAGUCCUGUUCACUAGAAGAGGCAAAUGAUCCUAAAAACCUUAUUUAAAUUGUAAUUUCAAAUUUAUGGUAAAAAUGUUAAAGAGAUUCAUGCUUCAUUUCAUAGCACUUAGAACAAUUAGAUUUGAUUUAAGCUUCCAGUAAACUAAUUACAUUGAUUAAGUGAUCACCUCUGUUAAUGGCCAGUUUUGCUGAAACAUUUGGUGACUGCUUGAGAAAGAUUUCCCUGAGUUUGGAGAAAAAAUCCAGCAAAUGUGAAAAUAAUUAUAUAGAAACUUGUUUAUUGUUUGUUUAUUGAUGUAAUUAUUUACAGUGUUUAAAACUUGUGAUCAAUUUGUUUAUUAAUUAAAAUUUUAACAUUUUUUCUAAAUAUGAUUAAUGGGGGGAGGAUAAACUAUUAUCUGUUUUUACUUUUAUACCAAGACUGAAUAAGUGUCUCGGUUUGGCCCUUUUUUUAAAUGGAAGUUAAACAUUAGUUGUAAGUUGUGCAGAGUGUUAAGUUAUAUGUAUGCCAAGAAAAAAUUAAAAGCACAUUUUAAUGAAAUUCUGUAACCUGAAAGCUACAACAAAUAGUUUUACAAUUGUGAUUCGUCUAAUCACUCAUUGAAAAGUCAUAAGCACUGUAUUAAAACAACUGUGAAAGCACUGUGGGUCACUGACCUAAAUAGCAUUGUAAUGUAAAUUUGUAUUAUUAUAGGUCAAUAAAAAAAUUGUUUUCUUUUAUGUAUGAUUUUAGUACUUUCGGUUCAUGAGUAAUGUUUUCGGUAAUAAUUUGAUUCAUGAACAAUUUUCAUUUAAUUGCCUACUUUGUGUUCACCUCCAAGCCUUUUAUACGUGAAAUUCUUCAAAUACUUGAAAGACUUCAUCCUGUAAAACUUCAAACAAUUUUGCUGCAUAAUUUAAAUGUUCUGCAGGACAGAUUCUGCAUUAAUGUUUUCACAAACUUUGUAACCUUUCAAGUUUGGAUUAUUCACAAAUAUAGUUUUUUAAAAAGUUGAUUUGAAAGGAAACUGUUGUCUUUACAUUAGAAUUUAUCUCUUGAAGUUUUGAACACUUAUCUGGGGAUUGGAGUGUGAAAGUUAUUGAAUUGUCAUCUCUGUUCCAAAUUUUUCAACUCUUUUUUUCAAAUUAAUGGAAACUGUUCAUGCUAAAUAUUUUCUGUUACUUAGAUGCAGUUCAUAUAAUAUUUGCAAAGUAAUUCAACAGUCCAUCCUUGAUAUGUUGUAGACUGUACUGAAAAAAGUCUAAUUGUGGAAGGAUCCAAUGCAGUUAUUUGACUACUAUGUUCAAUGACUGUCAUUCAAACUGUACAUUUUAUCAUUCCAUACAAACAAUAGAAGCCAUUGUAUAUAAUAAACUGCUUGAUAAUUAAGGUCACAUGUAUUUGUAGAAAAGAUAUAUUUUUUCUUUGAUCGUGCUUAAUUUGCCUUUCUUCAAU